This is a messenger RNA of Larimichthys crocea (large yellow croaker), 6604 nucleotides long. RefSeq names its product IQ motif and SEC7 domain-containing protein 1. NCBI's taxonomy places the organism in Eukaryota, Metazoa, Chordata, Actinopteri, Sciaenidae. Bases 1871 to 6604 code for a protein of 1577 amino acids. Gene Ontology annotation, molecular function: guanyl-nucleotide exchange factor activity. The transcript has 18 exons. The record is from RefSeq and is a predicted model, not a curated record. Gene Ontology annotation, biological process: actin cytoskeleton organization; regulation of ARF protein signal transduction.
GUGACUUGUGACAUAACGCUGAUCUUCUGAAGUGUUGGGCGUCCAGCAGACCUGUGAUCAGCUCCUCUCUCUGCAUGGUGUUCCUGCUUCGUGCUGUAAAGCUGAUGUGAGUUCUGCGUUCGUCCGUCGCUGCGUGACGGUGCGCGUUUUCCCACUCUGCUGCCGACACUACGCGCACUUUUCCUCCCUCCUUUCCUCCCUCUUCCUUCUCCACUAUUCUGCUUCCACCUCCUCCUCCAUCCAUCCGUCCAUCCAUCUAUCCAGGAGGCAGCCUGUCUGGACUCGACACCUCCUCCUCUUCCUCCUCCUCCUCUCUCUACAGCAGAAUAGCAGAGGAGAAGAAAACUAAUAUUUUAGCAGUGAUAACAACCAGAGCAGCGUCCGUUCACACACUCAGAGAGAGAGGAGGAUCAUCAGCGCUGCAGCAGCGGAUCGCUCGGCUGUCAGACGCAGAGGAAUGAUAAUUAGAAAGAGAUUGACUCGGCAACAAGAAGAAAAAGAGGAAGGAGAAGAAGAAGGAGGAAGAGGAGAGGAGCUGGGCCUGCAGCAGUGAGGCGAGCAGGAGGAAUACAUGAAGGAGGAGAGGAGGAGGAAAGAAGGAGGGAAUGCAUUGAUCAUAAUCUGAUCACAAACAAGAAGGAGAAGAAGGAGGAGAGGAAAAACGGAGCAGCAGCAGCUUUUUCUGUCGGAGGGAGAUGAUGGUGACAGCAGCAGCAGCGGAGGAGGAGAUAGAGGGAUGAGCAGGGAUCAAUAAUCCUCCUCCUCCUCCUCCUCCUCCUCCCCCACCUUCAUCCCUCCAUCACCUCUGCAGGAGCCGCUGAAACCUACGGAUCUGAACGCACAACCCGACGAGACGAUAACGAAUCCCAGAUGCCUCGUCGUAUCCAGGAGGAAGACACACACCUGACAUGACAUUUAACCUUUGCGUGUCACUUCCUCUGACAGACCGACUGCAGGAUGAGUCCUGCAGGUGAACCCGUGGACGACCGGGACGCUCUCAGAAGAUGAUCUUCAGCGGACGGUACCUUUUCAUUUCGUGGAGCUUUGCGUUGUGUUGAUUUCUCCAUGUUUGGUUUGACGGGGAGCUAAACUGAACUCCAACACUCACCUUGGGAUUUUAUCAUGAGGCACCACAAGAAAGUCGGUGGUUAGUCGCCUUGUUUGGGAGUUGGCACAUGGUCGUGCAGACUGCUUGGAGGGGUGGAAACACUGUUGAAUGCCGGGAGAAUCCCUUGUUCUGGACAAUCUGCAAUGAUAAUGUACGAUAUGUCAGAAAAUGAGGGACCAGUGAAGUCUCUAUCGGCCGUCUUCUCUUGGAAAUCCAUGUUCUGAUCCUCUGCAUGGAGUGCAAGGAGUGGAUACAACGGACUCACUGACAGACAGCUUUGUUUUUCCGAGUUGGGGACGACUCAGUCUUCUUCUAUAUCUGUUCUGUUUUUAACGUCAUGGGUCUGAACCCGGACAGAAACACCUGACUGAACCAGGGAAUGGUCGACGACUCCAUAAACCUUUCUGAUUGGAGUCGGCGAGGACGAGGUCCAUCUUGAUCUUCAAAUCAGAACUCGAAGAGGCAAAAGUCCUCUCCCCCCCACUUACCUCUGGUGGGGGGGAGGGUGAAGGGUAGUUUAGCUUUUAGGGUGUAGGGUUUAGGGCGUCAGGGUGUAGUUUUGUAGUUAUUUAGACUUUAGGUUGUAGACUAGACUGAACUAGUUCUAGUAACUGAGUCCUUCCAUCUUGUGUUAGCCUUCCUCUUUGGUCUGGAUCUAUCUGUCUUCAGGAGUUUAGCAUUAGUGAACUUGCCCCAGCUGUUGUUCAGCCUGAGGUUCCCUAGCCAUUAGCCUGUGUGCUAACCCUCAGACCAGCUCCAGUCAUGGAUGCUAAUCAAGGCCCCGGCCAGGGCAGCCCAGAAAGCCCAAACCGGGCCGUGGAGUACCUUCUUGAACUCAACAACAUCAUCGAGAGCCAGCAGAAGCUUCUAGAAACGCAGCGGCGCCGAAUCGAAGAGCUGGAGGUCCAACUGGACCGGCUCAGCCAGGAGAACAAAGACCUGCGUUUGGACCGGCAACCUGUUGCUCCUCCUCCACCUGCUCCUCCUCCCGAGCCACCUCUCCCUCCUCCUCCGCCACCGCCUCCACCGACUCAGACCACGUCGUCAUCCGUUUCUACCAAGAAUCACCACCACCACCACAACAGCCAACACCAAGCUCCUCCCCAGCCUCCCUCCUCCAUUCCCCUCCACCACAGCCACCACCACCACCAACAUCAUCAGCACCACCACCACUCCUCUGCCCACCACUCCUACAACAGCACCAACAGCACCAACAUGACGGCCAUCCCGGUUCCUGCUCCCGCUCCGUCUUCAGCCCCGACCUCCAUCUCGAUCCCGACGCAAAUCCCAACUCCGAUCUCCUCAUCAUCAGCCCCCGCUCCACCUCCACCUCCUCCGAUCCCACCCAGGGAUCAGCCUCGGGCCCACAGCCGGCUGACCCGAGUGCCCUCCACCAGCACCGGCACCAACACCAACUUCGUGGAGAAAGAAAAGGAGAGGCUCGAGCGCCUGCACAAAGCCAACGCCUCCAACAACCACCACGCUCACACCCUCCACCUCCACAAAUCUGUGGACGGUGACCCUCAGUGUCCGGAGGCUCUCACUUUUUCUGAUUCGUCCUUCGGCCAUCCGCCUCCCUUCCAUCGCUAUAGCAACAGUCCCCUCACCAGCCCCUGUGACCCGUACAGCUCCGCCUCCACCAGCGGGCCCCUGGGAGCCUCCCACACACACACACAGGGCAGCUCUCCCAUCUCUCCUCCCAGCCCGGCGAGCCUCGCCUGGGCUCAGCGUAGUCGUCACCAGCCGGCCAGCCUGGCGCUCCGCAAGCAAGAGGAGGAGGAGAGCAAACGCUGCAAGGCUCUAUCCGACAGCUAUGAGCUCUCUACAGACCUCCAGGACAAGAAGGUGGAGAUGCUGGAGAGGAAGUACGGGGGACAGUUUGUGUCCCGCCGGGCAGCGAGGACGAUCCAGACGGCGUUCAGACAGUACCGCAUGAACAAGAACUUCGAGAGGCUUCGCAGCUCGGCCUCUGAGAGCAGGAUGACCCGCCGCAUCAUCCUGUCCAACAUGAGGAUGCAGUACUCGUUUGAUGAGCGGCAGCCACAGGGUCAGGGGUCAGCGGGUCAGCAGGGGUCAGAGGACGCCGGAGACAUGGACGACUCGUUCUCUAAACAGGUGAAGUCUUUGGCUGACUCCAUGGACGACUCCCUCACCUGCCAGUCUGGCCGGGAGGACUCACAGGAAGUAGCAGGAGAGGGAGAGGAGGACGACGAGGAGGACGAGGAGGAGGGAGAUGAAGAGGAGGAAGAGGAGGAGGAGGAAGGAGAGGAGGAUGAGGAGGAAGACGAGGAUGAAGACUACAGGGAGUGCGUGUGGCGCAACACCAACCCGGCGUCUCGACGCUUGGCGGGCCGGGUGGGAGGAGUGGGAGGAAGAGGAGGCGCGGGGGGAGGUGCCGCCAUGCACGAGGAUAGCACCGCCACCUCCUUCAGCGAUGUCACCCUCUACAUGGACGAAGGCUGCCUCCCCUCGUCGCCACUCUCCCGCCCACCGUCCUCGCCGCUCUCCCGCCCCGCCUCCAGCUCCGACACUGAGUACUGGGGAGGAGGUGGAGGAGGAGGUGCAGGGGGGAGGGAGGACAGCAGGGAGACAGAGGGAGGCAGCAGCGCCAGCCGGAGGAGCAGCACUCCCUGCACCGAGUGUCGAGGGGAGUACAGAGGGAGGGCGGGAGGAGGCGCAGGUGGAGGAGGAGGAGGACACCUUCCUGUCCUGACUAUCGAACCGCCCAGUGACAGCUCAGUGGACAUGAGUGACAGGUCGGAGCGAGGCUCCAUCGGGCGGCUGGUGUACGAGCAGGAGCCGUCAGGAGCCGAGCGAGGAGGAGGAGAGAGGGAGAGGAGGGGAGGAGCAGGAGAAGGGGAGAGUGGAGAGGACGAGCGAGGUGGAGGAGGUGGAGGAAGCAGCGAGGCCGACUCUCCGCAGGGAACGAUCAAACACAAACCGAACGGCCGCUCGGUGGCCACGGCGCAGGGACAGACUCGCAGCCCCGCCAACGUCCCGUUAUCGAUGCCUUCAGCCCGGACCCUGCCGCCACACCCGCUCCCCCACCCGCUCCAACACCCGCACUCACACCCCCACCCUCACCCUCACCCCCACCCAUCUCCCAUCCCGCACCUACCCACCAUCCUGCACCACCACCCGCAGUACAGCCAGCCACACAUCAUGCACAUGCACCACGUGCACGGCGGCAGCCCGUACAUCCAGCACGCUCACCACUUCGCCCAGCACCACUACCACCACCUGCACCACCAGCACCACCACCUCCCACACGCGUACCCAGAGCCCCCCUCCUCCCCGCUGCCCUCCCCCGUACCUCCCCUCACACCUCUGUCCCCCCUGCCGCCGCCGCUCACCCCCUCCCCGCUGUCCUCCUCCACCUCGUCCGCGCUGCAGAGCAUGGAGGCGCAGCAGCACCACGCCCACCACCCCCAUCUGCACCACCACCACCUGCUCUGCUCAGACGGAGACAACGAGAGCGUCAACUCCACCACCACCAACUCCAACGACGACACCACCGUCAACAACUGCAGCUCCGGCUCCUCGUCAAGAGACAGCCUGCGGGAGCCAAUCGGAGGAGCCACGCUGGGGAAACAGACCUAUCAGAGAGAGAGCCGCCACAGCUGGGACUCACCCGCCUUCAACAACGACGUGGUGCAGCGGCGGCAAUACCGCAUCGGACUCAACCUGUUCAACAAGAAGCCGGAGAAAGGGAUCCAGUACCUGAUCGAGAGGGGCUUCGUGUCGGACACACCGGUCGGCAUCGCCAGGUUCAUCCUGGAGAGGAAAGGACUGAGCAGGCAGAUGAUCGGAGAGUUCCUGGGCAGCCGGCAGCAGUUCAACAAGGACGUCCUCGACUGUGUUCUGGACGAGAUGGAUUUCUCAGGGAUGGAUCUCGAUGACGCUCUGAGGAAGUUCCAGGCUCAGAUUAAAGUUCAGGGUGAAGCUCAGCGGGUGGAGCGACUGGUGGAGGCCUUCAGUCAGCGGUACUGUGUUUGUAACCCGGUGCUGAUCCGGCAGUUCCAGAAUCCUGACACCAUCUUCAUCCUGGCCUUUGCCAUCAUCCUCCUCAACACGGACAUGUACAGCCCCAACGUGAAGCCCGAGAGGAAGAUGAAGCUGGAGGACUUCAUCAAGAACCUGCGGGGUGUCGAUAACGGUCAGGACAUCCCCAGGGACCUGCUGGUGGCCAUCUAUGGACGGAUCCAGAAAUGGGAGCUGAGGACCAACGAUGACCACGUGUCUCAGGUCCAGGCGGUGGAGAGGAUGGUGGUCGGCAAGAAGCCCGUGCUGUCCCUGCCUCAUCGCAGGUUGGUGUGUUGCUGUCAGCUGUUCGAGGUUCCUGAUCCAAACAGAGCUCAGAGGAGCGGCGUCCACCAGAGAGAAGUCUUCCUGUUCAACGACCUGCUGAUGGUGACAAAGAUCUUCCAGAAGAAGAAGACCUCAGUGACGUACAAUUUCAGACAAUCAUUUCCUCUGUUGGACAUGCAGGUCCACACCUUCCAAAACACCUACUACCCUCACGGUAUCAGGCUGACGUCGGCGAAUCCCGGAGGAGAGAGGAAGGUGCUCAUCGUCUUCACAGCUCCGAGCCAGCAGGACCGAGCACGCUUCACCUCCGACCUCCGAGAGAGCAUCGCAGAGGUCCAGGACAUGGAGAAGUACAGGGUGGAGUCCGAGCUCGAGAAGCAGAAAGGUGUGAUGCGUCCCGGCGUGUUGACGGGGGGACCAGGAGGAGGCGGGACGCCGGGUUCAAACACCGGCACCUUGAAGAGCGAGGUGGUGAACGGCACUCUGGGUAGGCCGAGCCUCGAUGACACUUACGCCUCGGUGGACGGACUCAAACGCACGGCGCUCAGCUCGUCGCUGAGAGACCUCUCAGAGACAGGGAAGCGAGGUCGUAGGAACAGUGUGGGGUCAUUGGACAGUACCAUUGAAGGUUCCAUUAUUAGCAGCCCUCGACCUCACCAGCAGCGCCCCCUGCCUGCUGGAGGUCUAUCCUACAGCCCCAUGAUGGUCCCCUCGUCUCCAGCAGCUUACCGGCCACACCGCCCUACUCAGAGCCCCGGUACAGGGGUGGGGGGUGGGCCGGGGCUCUGUCACAACCAGGGGGGCGCCACCACCUCCCCGCACGGGAGCGGGGGAGGGGCUGGGGGCGGAGGAGGGAUGGCGAUUGGGGGAGGCCCGACUGGCGGCGGCCUGCUGGGGAAUUUCUUCGGCAGUCGCAGAGGCAAGGUUCCUGGUCCCCUGACGAUGACGUCGCCGACUCCGCAGGGUCCUCCGAGUCCCCUGAUGAUAUCAUCACCCCCCCACUACCCCGCCCCCGCCCUGCCCAUCCCCCACCCAUCCUCCCCUUCCCCAUGCCCCUCCCCAUCGCCCAACCUCGGCCAGUCGGACUCGGGAGGAGUUGGCGGGGGAGGCGUUACGGGAGGGGGGCCGUCCAAGCUUCAGGCUUGCACGCCCAGUACUGCCACGGCAACAGUGGAGGAGGAGGAGUAA